Eucalyptus grandis is the source of this 1362-nucleotide messenger RNA. Its product is annotated as isoflavone 3'-hydroxylase. Gene Ontology annotation, molecular function: heme binding; oxidoreductase activity, acting on paired donors, with incorporation or reduction of molecular oxygen; monooxygenase activity. Bases 1 to 1362 code for a protein of 453 amino acids. Lineage: Eukaryota; Viridiplantae; Streptophyta; Magnoliopsida; Myrtales; Myrtaceae. The transcript is spliced from 2 exons. The record is from RefSeq and is a predicted model, not a curated record.
AUGGAAGACACGUGGGUGUACAUCCUCUCGGCGACCUCCCUCCUCUUCCUUCUCUACCUUUUCAAAUUGCAGAGAAGCAGCAAGAGAAAUCUCCCGCCGGCCCCGCCUUCACUCCCCAUCAUCGGCCACCUCCACCUCAUAAAAGAGCCUGUCCACCGCACCCUUCAGUCCCUCUCCGACCGCUAUGGCCCUGUCCUCUCCCUGUCCUUAGGCUCUCGGCCCGCGGUCGUCAUAUCCUCCGUCCGCGGCCGAGGAGUGCUUCACCAGGAACGACAUCGCCCUCGCCAACCGCCCCGCACGCUCGCGGGCGAGAUCAUGGCCUACGGCAACACCAACAUCGGCACCGCCCCCUACGGCCCCCACUGGCGCAACCUCCGCCGCCUCACGGCCGUGGAGAUCCUUUCGCCGCACCGCCUCACCGGCUCCCUCGCCAUCCGGCAGGAGGAGGUCAGGCACCUCAUGAGGAGCCUCUACGAGGCGGCCUCCUCUUCCCAGGGCGGCGGUUUUGCGAGGGUGGAGAUGAGUUCGAGGCUGCAGGAGAUGUCCUUCAACAUCAUCAUGAGGAUGAUCUCUGGGAAGCGCUACUCUGGGGCCGCCGUCGACGCUGGCGACGCCGAGGUGGCGAGGGAGUACAGGGAGCUGAUAAAGGAGGAAUUCGAGCUGAGCGGAACGGACCCGGGCGAUUUCUUGCCGGUGCUGAGGAAGGUGGUGGACUUCAAGGGUAGAGAGCGGAGGAUGGUGGACGCGGCCAACAGGUCCGAUGUGAUCUUGCAGGGGAUGAUAGACGAACACAGGUCGAGAAGGAAGAGAAGCGAUGCCGACGGCAGCCGAGAGGAGGAGAGCAAGACAAUGAUCGAGACGAUGCUCUCGGAGGGCUACUCGGACGACAUCAUCAAAGGCCAGAUCAAUUCAAUAAUAGGUGCGGGUACAGACACAUCUGCGGUGACAAUAGAAUGGGCCAUGUCCCUCUUGCUCAACCACCUGGACGUCAUGAAAAAAGCUCAAGUAGAACUAGACGACAUUGUUGGCCGAGACCGUCUAGUUGAUGAAGCCGACACCCACAAGCUGCCUUGCCUUCAUAAUAUCAUCAAUGAGGCGCUCCGAUUGUUUCCACCGGCGCCACUCCUAGUGCCUCAUGAGUCUGCUGAGGAUUGCACGAUUGGUGGGUUUGACGUGCCCCGAGGCACCAUGAUCCCGGUUAAUGCAUGGGCAAUUCGGAGAGACCCAAAAGUGUGGGACGAUCCCACAAAUUUUAAACCGGAGAGGUACGAUGGAUUGGAAGGUGAUCAUGCCUACCGACUAUUGCCGUUUGGCAUGGGGAGGAGAAGUUGUCCGGUGCUGGCCUUGCCAAUAGAGUGGUGA